This is a messenger RNA of Neltuma alba, 435 nucleotides long. RefSeq lists its product as uncharacterized. NCBI's taxonomy places the organism in Eukaryota, Viridiplantae, Streptophyta, Magnoliopsida, Fabales, Fabaceae. The coding region runs from base 1 to 435 and encodes 144 amino acids. The record is from RefSeq and is a predicted model, not a curated record. Gene Ontology annotation, cellular component: membrane. The transcript is spliced from 3 exons.
AUGGAUCCUGGAGAUAGGCUAUUUCCAAACAAGAAAGUGCUCAUCCCUCUAGAAUUUUUCAAAGAAAACCAGAAAGAGCUGAGGGCUGAAGGAGGAAAAUGGAUGAAGAAAACAGCGUCUUCUUGCUCAGUUGUUGGGGCUCUAAUUGUUACCAUCAUGUUUGCCAUAGCUUUAAUAGUUUCUGGAGGGAACGACGAGAAUUCAGGAUACCCACUGAAUCCUUACGUCACGCUGCAGAAGAAGACUUUCUUUACUCCAACCAUAAUGAUCAUGUUGCAAUAUAACUCAUCACGUUUAUGGGUUACUCUUCCUGUUAUUGUCCUUGCUGGUGUUCCAAUAAUCUUCUUUGUAUUAUUACAAUUCCCUCUUCUUGUUGAAGUAACUUUUUCUACUUAUGGUCAAGGCAUCUUCAAGAAGGUAGAGAAGUGGCCAUGA